GCGAAGCGCCAGUUCUCUCCCGUCCAUCGACGUGGCCGCACCGUGACUCGUGGAUGUUCGAGAGAGACAGACAGAGACAGACGAUAACACGUAGAGAAAAAAAAAUUUAGAUCGGGGACGGCCGAGGAAAAAGGGAGAGGAAGAGAGAGAAAGACGAAGAAGAGACGGUGCGGAGAGUUAGAAACCACACACGGAUUCGCGUGGACCAUCGAGAGCAGAGCACUCGGGGGAAGUCGAAGGAUUUGCAUCGAGGAAACGGUACUGAAAUAAUCAGACGCGUGUCCUUCCGAGGGGGUGAGGCCGAUCGCGUGACAUAGUCCCAGCAACGUGUAAACGACUGCGUUUCGUGGAUACCGCGGAUAAAAGCGAACGAACGCGCGCACGGUGUCCGGUGCACCACGCCACGUGACGGAUCGCCGCUGAACAACAACAUUUUUCGGGCAGUGUGUGUCGAACAAGAUCGGACGUUCUCGCGAGAAACUCGUUCGGUUAUUUGCUCGUCGAAUAUCGAUGAACGAAGGUUAUGGUGUGUAACGUGUGAAAAAGGACUCGAGGACAAUCGAGAAACAAGGUUUAAGUUUGUGGUGUACCGAGGCACCGGUUAGCCCGCUCGUGUGGAUAUCAUCUGACUACAAAGGAGUUGGAAAGCUACCUCUUGGCACGGUAAACCGAUAUCUGGAGCAGGUCGAUCGACUUCAUUAACAAACGAGUGCCAAGCAAAUAUUGACUCUACUCGUGGAAACUAGGGUACGAGGUGUGCGCGUGUGUACAUACACGAGCCAGCCGCUUCUCCUCGAAGCGUUUUGCCUUUGUACAACAUCCGCCGGGACCAAUGAGACGUCGAUGGGCAGAUUAUGGAGUCGGUCUUGUUGCUUCUCUCGAUGCGGCGCACUGGCCUCGAGUAUUUUUGCAUAUAAAUGCGCGGGAACGCUCCUUGGCUGGUAGUUCGCGCGUUAUCUGAUGCUUCGUGCCCGUGAUAAGCGUCUCUUCGCCGAUGUGGAGCUCGAGACCGCUCCGAGCACUGAUGAAUCAAGUGUGCAAGGUCUGUGGCGAGCCGGCCGCCGGUUUUCAUUUCGGAGCGUUCACCUGCGAGGGGUGCAAGUCGUUCUUCGGGCGCACCUAUAACAACCUGGGCAGCAUCUCCGAGUGCAAGAAUGGCGGCGUGUGCGUGAUCAACAAGAAGAAUCGUACAUCGUGCAAGGCGUGUCGCCUACGAAAGUGUCUCGUGGUCGGGAUGUCAAAGUCAGGCUCGCGGUAUGGUCGUCGUUCGAACUGGUUCAAGAUUCACUGUCUCCUCCAAGAACAAACGAACGGAAAUCAAAAUAUGACUCCAGGAGCAGUUUCGCCGUUCGGACCAAGCUUUCUACCAGGAUUCCUUCCUCAGGCUCAAGGACCUCAAAGCGGGGUAUUCAAAGAUGGAACGGAUCGUGCUUCACCUAGUCAGGAAGAUUUAGCCCUCCAAUCGCAUCUGUUGCACGUGGCGAUGCUGAAGCAGGAACAAGAAAGGGGAAGCAAGUCUCCCCACCCGGAUGACGUAGCUCUUCAAAACCAACUUCGUCUGUUAGCCUGGCAAAGGGAGCGUGAAAGAGUCGGUGAAAGUUCUCAACAACCUCCGAGUACGCCACCUAGUACAACACCUCCGCCGUUUUACAGACAACAACAACAACAACAACAACAGCAACGACUUCCAGGCUCUCCGAUUUUCCCAAUGAACUUCGCUCAAAGAGACAGCGUUUGUGUGCCUAGCAGUCCAUCGGACGUCUUCAGACCGUACCUUCGAACUUAUAAAAGGACAACAGACACACCAAGCGAUAGUGGAGCGUCCUCGGUGGAUGGCGCUGAUGGUCAAGACAUCGAAUCAAGGAGUAAUUCAGCAUUGAGUUACUUCAAAACCAGCGCUGAAUCACCGACCUUGUCCGAAAGAGAUUUUCCACCUAGAAAAAUCAAUGCUACGGUUACAUUGACGACAGGAUACCAUCCUCAUCAAGGUCUAGGCCUAGUGUAUCCUCCACCUGGUUUAGUCACGCCAUCAACGUCUCAACUUUCGCCCAGAGGCGGCGACCUGCUUCUGGUCAGUCCCAGUCCAGGUGGUCUAGCUGUGGAGCAAGACGAACCGAUAGAUCUUAGUGUCAGAUCGAGCAGAAGCACUCCGGGACCCAGUCAGUCGUCAGAAGAGGCUAGUAGAUUAAACGAUAACACUAGUGAUCCCGAUAGCCCUGCGAAAGAGGAAGCCACGACGAAGAGCAAACCCUUGGAUCUAACGUUAGGUGUGAAGAGGCCAGAGUUACCUAUAUCGCUAUGAAGCUUCCGACGGUUCGAUAGACCUACGACGCCUGGCCUUGUUUAGUUCUUAUUGGCGCACCCUAAAUUCCGUUGAGUUCUCGCUGGAAGAAUCGAACGGCCUAGUCACUCAGUUGGUCUGUCUGAAAACAGGAAAAUCGAUGUUGUAUGAUAAUGAUGGAUUCGAGAAUGGAGAAAUGGAUAUUUGAGGAAAUUAGACGAAAUGCGAGAAGGCGAUGAAAUUGUAUAACUGAUUAUUAGGAGAAAGUCAGGUUUCGCUAAGGAACUGCAAUGGAAUGCCGAUAACACACCACAAAAAUGUGUUCAAAUUUGUACAUAGAUCACGGCCCGACAAGAGAUUAAUUUAUUACGACCGAGGACAUUAUCAUUGAUUUGUGUAUCGAUAUUCAAUUCUUUGUGUUAAGGCGCGAAAGUUGUAUCAAAUAUAACUAACUGUAUAAAAAGGAUCGGAGUAUCGUGGAUAUACCGGCCAGUAGUGGAGUGCCUUAAUAUAAUAUAUUUAUAUUUUAAAUAUUCUAUAUUGUAUAUGUAAAUGUAUAGAACAAACCGCUUUAAGAUCUUAUCUUCGUUCUACGCACGAUUCAUCGUUGUAAAUUGUAUUCUUCUUCGUGGUUGUGAAUGGUUUGCAUAGUGAAGAGUGUGUAGGCGAGGAGAGACAGAGUACGAGGAAGAGAGGGAGAGAAAGAGAGAGGGGGGGGAGAGAAAGGGAGAGAGAAAGAGAGAGAAAGGCAGAGAAGAAGACGAUUGGUAACGAUCGCAUCCGCGACCCUGUCACAACGAAAGGCCAGUUAAUAAAAAUGAACCAGAGAAAUGACGUCACGUCGGUGCAUAAAACAAUGAGCAUCUUGUAAAUAAGCAAAAGGAAGGUGGGGGAAGGAAUACAAAAUAAUACGUGCGUUUAAAUCUAGAGAGGGGAGACUCGGCUACGAUUGAGAGUACGCUUCUGCUAUGCUUCAGCUUGAUGUACGAAUCUCUCGAUUCGCUUAACGGACCACAACGUUUUUAUAUUCUGACGUUCUCUCCUCCUGAUUCUCCUUAUCAGUUUAUUUCUUUUAUUUUGUACAUAAUAGCAUGUAAACGGUGAACAUGAGCGGCCAGUACCUAAACUUAACGCGAAAUUAAAUAUUUUUUUGUUUAAUCCCUA
This is a messenger RNA of Bombus terrestris (buff-tailed bumblebee), 3445 nucleotides long. Its product is annotated as zygotic gap protein knirps. NCBI's taxonomy places the organism in Eukaryota, Metazoa, Arthropoda, Insecta, Hymenoptera, Apidae. Gene Ontology annotation, molecular function: sequence-specific DNA binding; DNA-binding transcription factor activity; zinc ion binding. The transcript is spliced from 5 exons. Gene Ontology annotation, biological process: regulation of DNA-templated transcription. The record is from RefSeq and is a predicted model, not a curated record. The coding region runs from base 995 to 2302 and encodes 435 amino acids.